Messenger RNA from Monodelphis domestica (gray short-tailed opossum), 1291 nucleotides. It is a transcript of the gene SERHL2, whose product is annotated as serine hydrolase like 2. Gene Ontology annotation, molecular function: catalytic activity. NCBI's taxonomy places the organism in Eukaryota, Metazoa, Chordata, Mammalia, Didelphimorphia, Didelphidae. Gene Ontology annotation, cellular component: membrane. The record is from RefSeq and is a predicted model, not a curated record.
UUUGAAGUCAGGAAGAUGAGUGUCUCCGGCUCCAGGCCGGCACCAGCGUUGUGUGUGUGUGCCUGGGCGCUCACCUAUGUCCACACGCCCACGUGGGCACGCCCUCCUUGGCUCUCCUGCCUUCUCCGGAGGACAUUGGGCACCAAGAGAACCACCCCUCACGCGCACAGCAGCCAUUUUCAGGCUCUUUGGGGUCCCUCGUCUGGGGAUGAGAGCCGCUUGUGCUCCCCCUUCUCCCUCCCAGGGGUCAUCUCGGAGCUGAAGGUGUCGGUGCCCUGGGGCCACAUCGCUGCCAAGGUCUGGGGCUCCCUGCAGGGCCCGCCCGUGCUCUGCCUCCACGGCUGGCUGGACAACGCCAACUCCUUCGACAGGCUCCUCCCUCUCCUUCCUCAAACCUUCCACUACGUGGCCAUGGAUCUGGGCGGCCACGGCCUCUCCUCCCAUCACCCUCUGGGCUUCCAGUACUACAAGCAAGACUACGUGAACGAAGUGCGCCGAGUGGCGGCAGCCCUCCGUUGGAAGCGCUUUUCCGUCCUGGGCCACAGCUUCGGUGGCAUCAUCGGGGGCAUGUUUUCCUACAUCUUCCCGGAGAUGGUGGACAAGCUGAUCCUGCUGGACGCCAUUCCCUUCUUCCUGGACACGAAGGAGCUAAGCAACCUUCUGACGUACAAGCGGCAGGCCAUCGAGCACGUGCUCUACACGGAGGCCCAGCAGCUGAAGCCCUCCCAGGUGCUCCCGCCCGAGGAGAUGCUGAAGAGCUUCCUGAAGAACAACUUCCAAGUGGGCAAAGAGUGUGGAAAACUCUUGCUGGAGAGAGGAACCACCAAGGUGGGCCAAGGUGUGAUGCUGAACCGAGACCGGAGGCUGGGCCUGCCAGAGAACACCUUCGAUUUCCUUAGCCCGGAGCAGGCCGUGCACUUUUGCCAGAAAAUCCAGGCCCAGAUGCUCAUCAUCAAGGCCAAAGGCGGAUACAGCUACUUCAAGGUCCAAGACCCCGAGGACAGCACGAAGCCCGAGGACAGCACGAAGCAGGUUCAAGACUUUCUAGAGAGCACCCUCAAGGAGCGCUGCCGGAUAGUCUUGGUGGAGGGCAGCCAUUACGUCCACAUGCAGGAGCCCCACAGGGUGGCCGGAAUCAUCACUCACUUCCUGGAGGACAAGGGGCCGGCCCAGGCCCAUCUGUAGCCCUGGAGCGGCGCCACCGUCUGGGGCAGGCGCGGGGACGAGUGCCCAGCCCCCCAAUGGCCUCCUGGGGCGCCUCAGCUCGACAAUAAAGCCUCCUCUUCCUGUA